Messenger RNA from Dissoconium aciculare CBS 342.82, 2474 nucleotides. RefSeq lists its product as uncharacterized. Gene Ontology annotation, biological process: DNA-templated transcription; positive regulation of transcription from RNA polymerase II promoter by galactose. The record is from RefSeq and is a predicted model, not a curated record. The transcript is spliced from 3 exons. Gene Ontology annotation, cellular component: nucleus. Gene Ontology annotation, molecular function: zinc ion binding; DNA-binding transcription factor activity, RNA polymerase II-specific; RNA polymerase II cis-regulatory region sequence-specific DNA binding. The coding region runs from base 41 to 2380 and encodes 779 amino acids. NCBI's taxonomy places the organism in Eukaryota, Fungi, Ascomycota, Dothideomycetes, Mycosphaerellales, Dissoconiaceae.
CGGAAUCAUACCGCACUGUAUGCCGGCAUGAGCCAGCGUCAUGAAUUCACAUGCUCAAUCUAUUGCGCAAAUGGCACAACACUUUCAAACAACCCAAGAUGAGCACAACAGUCCAAAUGGCCUCAAACGCAAGGCUGAGGACGAGCAUGGUGGCCAGACCUCACAACGAUCGCGUCGCAAUCGUUAUGUGUCCAUCGCGUGCAACGAAUGCAAGCGACGAAAGAUAAAAUGCAAUGGCGAGUCGCCGUGUCAGCGUUGUGGCAACCUCAGCCUGGAAUGCGUGUACAAUACCAACUGCUGCAGUGCCUUCAAGGACUCGCAGGAAUAUAAAGAGAUGGCGGCGCAUAUCAUCGCUCUCCAGGAGCAGGUAGCUGAUCUAUAUUCCGGGAUGAAUGCGAUGCGAGACCACUUGGAUCAGAGAGCUCAACUGCUACAGCAGCCCGCCCAUACACCUAUCGACCCGUCAUUGCAAUCAGUGCCGUAUCCCUCCAGCCGCGCACCACACACGUCAAUCAGCACUUCACCUUUGCCCGCUGCUUCCAUGUCGCCUGGACCACCGAGGAGCCAACGGCAAAACUCCCAAUCAACCUUUCGCGGUCCAACUAGUACAGAGUUCAACUUUGGAGUCGCGCAAAACAGCCUUCAAACCAUGGGCAUAAUUUGUCAGGGAGUCAAAGGAGACGGCGCUAGCAAUGUAGACAUAUCACCAGAGAGCCCGCCGCCCGAAACUUCACACCAUGGGCCAUUCACUGCCAGCAUACAUCCAAGUAAGGAUCCCAUUUGGGCAGUUACGAAAGAGGAGGCGCUCCGUCUGUGCCGGGUGUAUGAGGACGAAAUCGGCCUUAUGUAUCCUGUCUUGGACAUCAACGAGAUGGUAGGUUUCGUCGACAAGUUGUACAGGUUUAUGGACGCUGUCAGGCGAAGCGGGUUAUUUCAGCCAAACGAACCUGGAUCUGACCGUCUGGAUGAUGAGGAUACCAAUCUUCUCAAACUCCUGCUCGGUGCUGCGAUGACGGUAGAAGCCUCGGGAAGGAGUGAGCUCGGUUUGCGCCUCGUUGAGUCCGUUCAGCCCGCUAUCGACCGUAUGGUCCUUAGCAGCGUCACCAAGAAGAAUGCUCAGAUUCUAGCCAUGGCGGCUAUGUUCGAAUUUCAUCGUGAUGAUGAGGGUGCGGCCUGGCGACUGACAGGUCUGACUGCUCGUAUGUGUAUCGAGCUUGGGCUGCAUCGCCGCGAAACCUACGACGCAAUUAAGGAUGAGAAAGCACGUUCCGAUCUCAUGUCACUUUUCUGGGCAAUUUACAUUUUAGACCGGCGGUGGAGUUUUGGCACAGGGAUGCCAUUCGCUCUACAAGACUCCGACAUUGAUCCGAAUGUGCCUAAACCAGAGGAUACAUCUCCCUAUCUAUGUGCGAUGAUUCAAUACUCUGCUAUAAGUAGCGAGGUGUGGCGGACGGUCGCGACUGUUCCAACAAACAAUUCAGCAUCCACGACCAAGGACAUGGCAUUCCUAGACUACCAAAUCUUGCAAUGGCACCAGAAUCUACCAGCAGAAUUCCGCUACGAACAUCCCUCGCAGCCGACAAAGAGCAUCGAGACAGGCGUAUCGCGCCCAAUGCAGCGAGUGCGGAUAUUAAUGUACUUACGGACCAACUCGAUGCGCAUUCAGAUAUAUAGAGGCGUGUUGCACUCGGCGACAUCCAUAAUGCAGCACCGAGAGCAAGCUCGAACGGUGGUAGGAGUUGCCAAGGAUACUAUGCGCGUGCUAACACAUGUCAACCAAACCUCAGACAUCUAUCGCACACAACAAGUGCUCUUCAACGCAUUCUUGACGUCGGCACUGGCUGUGUUGUUCUUGGCCGUCAGUCACACUCCUGCUGUUUUCGCCGAUCAGGUUCGGGAAGAAUUCUUCAUGGCUCUCGACCUAGUUCGAGGCUUCAGCAAAGGAAGUUGGGUGAGCAAAAAGCUCUGGAAGACUAUCCGUGUUCUGAAGGACUUCGCACCGCGGCUGGGCCUGGGCCAGCAACAGGAUCGUGCAAAAGACAAAGCCUUGGUCCCAGCUUCAAAAGCGAGCACGACAACGGCGGACUUUGACCCGAAUCACUCGGCAGCGGUAGCUAUGGCUGGCCUCGCCGGUCACAAUGUUGACGAGAUUGCCAUAAACUAUCGAAAUUCGGCGCCCGGGAGGUGGAUGAAUGUGGCCAGCGUAAGUCCGGAGGGCAUGGCGGAUGACCUGACGAGUCUCUUCGAAGCGGCUGGAGUUUAUCAAGCGAAUAUCGGUGAUGGACCGUCACAGGAUGCGGCCUAUCUGGGCGUCAACGGAGCAUCUGGACCGCUGAUGGGCGAGGACGAUCUCCGACAUAUUUUCAAGGAGCUGUUUUAGAAAUUGAAUGAUGCAGUGCAGAUUCGACACGAGAUCUACUUUUAUACGAGAUAAUUCCUCGAGAUUCCAAAUUCAUGUUACGUGUUUGGCAGAU